AUGAGCCGUGCCUCAGUGCCAGAGCUGUCAGGGGCACUAGAGGCCCCCAGGGCCAGUGGUGAUGUUAUUUCUGCUGCAGUGGCCACUGGAGGGCCUCUGAGGACCCUGCUCCUGUCAGCCCAGUUAGCCUGGGCAGCACAGAUAUUUGGGCUGGUCUGGGCCAGGCCACCGCUCAGGUUCACCUUCAGAGAAGGCUGUGACUUAGAACUCACCCCUUCCUGGGGGCACCACCCUGUGGGCCACUGCAUAGCUGUCCCUACCCUCGCUGGCCAUGUGUGGCUCCUCGAAGGGUUAGCCGAGGCUGCUGUGAAGUCCUGUCAAUAUCCUCACGUGGCCCCGUUUCUGCUGCCAGCACUGGGUGCCAUCCAGCAGUUUCGGCCGCGCCCCUCCCUGGCGAGAGGAGACCUCUCAUUCGGGGCCCAGGUCCAGCCCUGUGAGUGCCACUGCAUUGUCAGAAGCCUCAUCCACGGGGGCCUUCCCUGUGCAGUGCUGGUGGACUUCAACAGCAUCCCAUCGCCAGGGGCAUCAACUCCCUCCUGGCUGAGCCCCGCCACUCUGGAGGACCUGGGGCUCAUCUUUGGAGAUGACCCAGCCAGUCUUAAGCCCCUGAGCCUGGAGGAGAUCUCCAAGAAGUGUGAGUCUGGCUGCCUGGCACCAACCUCACCAGUCCCUGGACAGGACACCCCUAAACACUGGAGGCAGCUAGAGCAGUGGCUGGUCGACCUGCAGGCCAAGGUGGCCUGCCUCUGGGGGCACAGGGACCGCUGCUCCUGCACGACACCGGGCCUGCUGCAGGAGCUGCUCCAGCUGCGGGCCCUCGUGGAGCUCCAGGACACUGAGCUGAAGCAGCUGCAGCAGGAUGUGCGCCAGGCAGCCCGGGCCCCUGAGAAGGAAGCCUGUGAGCUUGCCAGCACCCCAAGCCAGAUCCAGAUGCAGGCCCUGGACAAGAGGUUGGUGGAGGUUCGCGAGGCCCUGGCUCAAAUCCGGAGGAAGCAGGUGCUCCAGGACUCAAAGCAUAAGAGUUCAGACCAGGAGCUGACCCUCAGGUUGAGCAAGCUGACUGGGAAGCUGAGGCAAGAGGGCCAGGACUGGAAGGUGGCCUGCGGCACUCUGCAGAAAAAGCAGGAGGAGGCCAGCCAGCGAGUGGAGCGUGAGGUGGCCAAGAUGCAGGCUCAGGUGACCAAGCUCGGCGAGGAGAUGAGCCUGCGCUUCCUGAAAAGGGAGGCCAAGCUAUGUGGUUUCCUGCAGAAGAGCUUCCUGGCCCUGGAGAAGAAGAUGAAGACCGCGGAGGACGCCCGGCUGCAGGCGGAGGUCGGCCUGUGGGAGGAGCUGGAGAGCCGUUGGCAGAAGCUUCAGGAGAAGAACGAGGAGCUCCUGCUGGUGCUGCGCGGGCAGCGCGAGGAGGAAGAGUCCUGCCUUCUGGACCAGUGUCGGGGCCUGGACCGGUCUGUGGUACAACUGACCAAGUUCCUUACGCAAAACCAGAUGUCCCUGAACCACGUCCUACAGGCCGGGGAUGCCAAGGGGCUCGUGGAGAAGAGCCAGGCUGGGGAGCUGACCACUUACCUGCAGGAAAACCUUGAGGCCAUGCGGCUGGCUGGGAAGCUGGCCCAACAGGAGGCAUGUAGCACACUGGAGCUGCUCCGAGAGAAGAGUCAGGCCCUGGAGGCAUCUGCUGCAGAGUUGGCCAGGCAGGUGAAGGACCUGAGUGACCACUUCAUGGCCCUGAGCUGGAGGCUGGAUCUGCACGAGCAGACACUGAACCUGCGGCUGUCCGAGGUGAAGAGUGAGCGGGAAGGUGCGGAGAGGAAGUCCCUGGAGGACUUGGCCCGGUGGCAGCAGGAGGCUGAGGCGCACCUGAGGGAGGUGCGUGAGAAGGUGGACAGCCUCCCCCGGCAGAUAGAAGGUGUCUCUGCCAAGUGCAUCCUGCACAAGAGUGAGUCGGACCUGAAGAUCACCUCCGAGGGCAAAACCAGGGAGUUUGAGGUGGGGGCGGUACGACAGGAGCUGGCUGCCCUGCUGUUGUCCGUGCAGUUGCUCAAGAAGGACCACUCUGGGCGGAAGAUUGCAGAGAUCCAGGGCAAGCUGGCCACGUUCCAGAACCAGAUCAUGAAGUUAGAAAACAGCCUCCACGACAACAAGACCAUCCAGAGCCUCAAGUUUAAUACGGAAACCAAACUGCGGGUGGAGGAAAUCGCCAUGCUUCGGGAGAGUGUGAUGCGGCUGUGGAGUGAGGAGGGCCCGUGGGCACUGAAAAUGGGCAGCCGCAGGGUGCUCAUGUCCCUGGUGCGCCAGCACUUCUUCGUCAAGGACACCACCCUUGGCGAGGUGGCCUCUGUGAACCAAUGGGGCGUGUAUCAGGCCACCAGGUGGCUGCAGUGGAAGGUGGUGCUCAUGAGCCUGGUGCCCCAGAGGAGACCUAACGUAGCCGCCGAGAAGUUCUGCAGCCUGGAGUCCACCUCGAGCCUCCCGUCUCUGUCCUUUCCUCCGAAAUAAACAAGCUAGCAUGUGAGACCCCUCAA
Loxodonta africana (African savanna elephant) is the source of this 2522-nucleotide messenger RNA. RefSeq names its product coiled-coil domain containing 154 (gene CCDC154). The record is from RefSeq and is a predicted model, not a curated record. The coding region runs from base 1 to 2496 and encodes 831 amino acids. Gene Ontology annotation, biological process: bone mineralization involved in bone maturation. The transcript is spliced from 19 exons. Lineage: Eukaryota; Metazoa; Chordata; Mammalia; Proboscidea; Elephantidae.